Messenger RNA from Falco peregrinus (peregrine falcon), 6215 nucleotides. It is a transcript of the gene MYO1C, whose product is annotated as myosin IC. The transcript has 33 exons. Bases 283 to 3477 code for a protein of 1064 amino acids. Gene Ontology annotation, cellular component: actin cytoskeleton; myosin complex; microvillus. The record is from RefSeq and is a predicted model, not a curated record. Gene Ontology annotation, biological process: actin filament organization; vesicle transport along actin filament. Gene Ontology annotation, molecular function: microfilament motor activity; actin filament binding; ATP binding. NCBI's taxonomy places the organism in Eukaryota, Metazoa, Chordata, Aves, Falconiformes, Falconidae.
AGCUGACUUCGCUUGGAUGCCGCUCUCGAUCUCUGCGCGUCGGUCUCCCCUCUUUGGGAGGGGAGGAGAGUUCCUCUCCCUCUCCUUGGAAAACGCCCCCUCCAGGAUGCUCCAGUAGGAGCUGGUGGGAGGGAGGGAAUUCUGACUGCACCGAAAUUGUCAUGAAAAAAAAAAAAAAAAAGGCAACUGACAGAAGAGUGAGAACUUGUCCUCAGAUUCCUGCUUUUGCAGCAGCGUAAACUAAGUCUCUGCAAGUGCUGCGGGAGCUGGCAGGAGGCAGAAAUGAAGUUCAGAGGCGCGUCCCUGUGCUCUCACCACUAUUAUAUCUUGAGAAGGAGCAGAAAGGAACUACCUGACAACGGAGCGGGGACUAACGGCAUUCGGCUGACCAUGGAGAGUGCUCUGACAGCCCGCGACCGUGUCGGGGUGCAGGAUUUCGUCCUGCUUGAGAACUUCACCAGCGAAGCAGCCUUCAUUGAAAAUCUGCGUAAGCGCUUCAAGGAGAACCUAAUCUAUACAUACAUUGGCUCCGUUCUGGUGUCUGUUAAUCCAUACAAGGAACUGGAAAUCUACAGUAAACAGAACAUGGAGCGAUACCGUGGUGUCAGCUUCUAUGAAGUUUCUCCUCACCUCUACGCGAUUGCAGACAAUUCGUAUCGCUCCCUGCGCACGGAGAGGAAGGAUCAGUGUAUUCUGAUCUCUGGGGAGAGCGGGGCUGGCAAAACGGAGGCUACCAAGAAGAUCCUGCAGUACUACGCCGUGACCUGCCCAGCUAGUCAGCAGGUCGAAACCGUGAAGGACCGCCUGUUACAAUCCAAUCCCGUCCUGGAGGCCUUUGGAAAUGCAAAAACCCUUCGUAAUGACAACUCCAGCCGAUUUGGGAAAUACAUGGAUGUGCAGUUUGAUUACAGGGGGGCUCCUGUCGGGGGCCAUAUCUUGAACUACCUCCUGGAGAAAUCCCGAGUUGUACACCAGAAUCAUGGAGAGAGGAACUUCCACAUUUUCUACCAGCUGCUAGAAGGAGGGGAAGAGGACUUGCUGCGAAGGCUGGGCCUCGAGAAGAGCCCCCAACAGUAUCACUAUUUAGUAAAGGGUCACUGCGCAAGGGUCAGUUCCAUAAAUGACAAAAAUGAUUGGAAGAUUGUGCGAAGAGCCCUGUCCAUUAUAAGCUUCAAUGACAACGAGGUGGAGGAUUUGCUGAGCAUUGUGGCUAGUGUUCUGCAUCUGGGGAAUGUGCAGUUUGCUGCUGAUGAGCAAGGAAAUGCUCAGGUCACUACAGAGAAUCAGAUUAAAUAUCUGGCUAGGCUUCUAGCAGUCGAAGGCUCUGUUCUUCGAGAUGCAUUGAUCCACAAGAAGAUCAUAGCAAAGGGGGAAGAGCUCAUCAGCCCUCUGAACCUGGAGCAGGCGGCCUACGCAAGGGAUGCGCUUGCUAAGGCAAUAUACGGACGCACUUUCUCCUGGCUGGUGAACAAGGUUAACAAGUCUCUUGCUUACAAGGAAGGAGAGUUUCCAGGCUGGAGAAGUACAACGGUUUUAGGAUUGCUCGAUAUCUAUGGAUUUGAGGUUUUCCAGCACAACAGCUUUGAGCAAUUUUGUAUUAAUUAUUGUAAUGAAAAAUUGCAGCAGCUCUUCAUAGAGCUCACAUUAAAGUCGGAACAAGAGGAAUACGAGUCAGAAGGCAUAGCGUGGGAACCAGUUCAGUAUUUCAAUAACAAAAUAAUUUGUGAUUUGGUGGAAGAGAAAUUCAAAGGCAUCAUUUCUAUUUUGGAUGAAGAAUGUCUGAGACCUGGGGAUGCCACAGAUACAACGUUCUUGGAGAAACUUGAGGAAACUGUGAAGAACCACCCUCAUUUUCUCACGCACAAACUUGCUGACCAAAAGACUCGCAAGUCACUAGGGCGGGAGGAGUUUCGGCUUUUGCACUAUGCUGGAGAGGUCACCUACAGCGUUGCAGGUUUUCUAGAUAAAAACAAUGACCUUCUCUUUCGGAACUUGAAGGAGACCAUGUGCAACUCUGAGAAUCCCAUCAUAAAUCAGUGUUUUGACAGGACAGAGCUGACAGACAAAAAGAGACCUGAAACGGCAGCAACUCAGUUUAAAAACAGCCUCUCCAAACUCAUGGAAAUCCUGAUGUCCAAAGAACCAUCCUACAUUCGCUGCAUUAAACCUAACGAUGCUAAACAGGCUGAUCGGUUCGAUGAAGUUCUAAUCCGACAUCAAGUGAAAUACCUGGGAUUGAUGGAGAACCUCAGAGUGCGCAGAGCUGGCUUUGCAUAUCGAAGAAAAUAUGAAGUUUUCCUGCAAAGAUACAAAUCACUUUGUCCAGAAACAUGGCCUACGUGGGAUGGGCGGCCCCACGAUGGGGUGGCUGUGCUGGUGAAGCAUCUUGGCUACAAACAGGAAGAAUACAAAAUGGGACGAACAAAGAUUUUUAUCCGCUUUCCCAAGACCUUGUUUGCAACAGAGGAUGCUCUGGAAGUGAGGAAGCAGAGUCUGGCAACAAAAAUGCAGGCCACGUGGAGAGGUUUCUACCGUCGAAAGAAAUUCCUGCACAUGAAACACUCAGCAAUAGCCAUCCAGUCCUGGUGGCGGGGAACUUUGGGACGCCGAAAAGCUGCCAAGAAGAAGUGGGCAGUGGAGACUAUCAGAAGAUUCAUUAAAGGUUUUAUUUACCGGAACCACCCUCGCUGCCCAGAGAAUGAGUAUUUCCUUGAUUACAUCCGUUUCUCCUUCCUGAUGAACCUCAAGCGUAAUCUACCAAAAAAUGUUUUGGACAAAUCCUGGCCAACUCCUCCUCCGUCGCUCUGCGAGGCGUCCCAGCUCCUGCGCCAGCUGUGUAUGCAGAACAUGGUCUGGACCUACUGCAAGAGAAUCAGCCCGGAGUGGAAGCAGCAGUUGGAACAAAAAGUAAUUGCCAGUGAGAUUUUUAAGGGUAAAAAAGACAAUUACCCUCAGAGUGUUCCCAGGCUCUUCAUCAACACUCGACUCGGCAAUGAAGAGAUAAAUGCUAAAGUCCUUCAGGCUUUAGAAAAUGAAGCCAUUAAGUAUGCAGUUCCUGUGAUCAAGUACGACCGGAAAGGAUACAAAGCGAGAGCACGGCAGCUGCUCCUCACCCAAAACGCAGUCGUCAUAGUUGAAGAAUCCAAAAUCAAACAACGGAUCGACUAUGGCAAUCUGACAGGCAUCUCCGUCAGCAGCCUGAGCGAUAACUUGUUUGUGCUGCACGUGCACUGCGAGGAUAACAAACAGAAGGGAGAUGUUGUACUUCAAAGUGACCACGUGAUCGAGACGCUAACGAAAACAGCCAUGCAGGCGGACAAGGUCAACAACAUCAACAUCAACCAGGGCAGCAUAAAAUUUACAGUCGGGCAAGGCAAAGAAGGCAUCAUUGACUUUAUAUCGGGAUCAGAACUGCUUAUAGCCAAAGCCAAGAACGGCCAUCUAACAGUGGUCGCUCCUCGCCUGAAUUCUCGAUGAUAAAACGUACCACGACAGGACCUUUUCCUCCAUCCGUCUGACUGUGCCCUAUAGAAUCGGCUGGACGUUGUUCCCAGCAGCAUCCCCGCUCCUUCCUCGCUUUGCUCAUGUUGUUUAUUGUUACCAAAGACCUGCACUUUCCGAAAAACCACAAAAUACAUCUUGCUUUCUUGUCUUAAUACGAGAGUUGCAAAAGAAAGGCCUUCUCUUCCUUACCUUAGUGGCAAACGCAUGGGUCCAACGCGACGUCUGUGAAACCGUGGCUCAUGAAACGCAUUCGGCCGGGCUUUGAGGGAGAGGUAGCUCUGACUGACAAGAGUUUAAGCCCUGAUGAAAACGGCCAGAACUUGUGCUUGUCACCAUCAAAAAGCACAACCAGAAAACAAAUAAUCCUGCGGCUUUGUCAGCCAAAUUAAUGAAAUGCCAAACUUUAUAUUCAGAAAGAAUGUUUUAUGAAGAAUUUUGCUCCAAGACGUUUUGAUGCUUUGUGUUACGAUAUAUUAAAGCCAUAUUGUGUAAGAGUAAAACCCUGUAAAUACUUUAUAGCAGAGUAUGAGAGAUGCACUACAAGAAAUGGAGUUGAUGUGGAAACUUUUAUGUUUUAGAUUUGGAAUUUUUGUUGCUUUUAGUUUAUGAUGAUAAGGUGUUAACCUGAGAAACCCAUCAUGUAACUUCUUCGCUGAUCUGGAUGCAGAGACUCUUACCUUUAUUUUGAAGUCACCUGUCCCAUUUCUUGCUCUAUAGUGAUAUUUUUAUACUGUAGGAAUUUUUUUUGUAUCCACACAUCCAAGCAAGAAGUAAUACAAACUGCAGAGGUUACCACUUCUCUGUGCUGCUCUAGGCUGGUAAGGAAAGCUGUGGUCCUUGGCCACAGGGUGUGCACGCACGCCCUCCCUCCCACCCUGUCACCUGCCUGGGAGUCCCUGCUGCCCCUCCCCCCAGCUCAGCAGGCUCAGAGCAGCAUCUUCAGCACUGCUUUAUCCUCUUGGUUUUAGCAUAACUGGAAGUUUGAGUUCCCACAACAAAGCUCCCCGAUGUUUAGACACACGCCUUUCAGUACUGCCUUAAAGAGGACCGGCUGGCCGGCUCAGCACCGCUGCCGUCGCUGCCCAGCCGGCUGGCAACUCCUUGGCAUGGAAGCACCUUGCCGAGCGAGCUGCGUCGCUGCCAGCGUAACCCACAGCUAGAAGGAAUACAGGUUUUAAUACAGGUUUUUACACUAACCGGCCUCAGACUGCAUCGCAGAGGUUAAGACCGGGUACCUUCAUGUAACACAGAACCCCAGCAGCUACAGGGCAGACGGCUGUCAGGCACCUGCUGGCCGCACACCACAUUCCUCCGCCUCACCCCGUGCAUUCCGCACUCGCCUUACCGGUCCUGCCUGUUCCACCUCUAUCCCGAUGCAGCAGCAGCAGCAAGUUACAGUAAGCCCCGAAUAAAGCGUCACCAACCACGGUGCCACUCCCGUACAAUCGGCUCGGUCUCCGACGUUCUGGUUUCUGACAAGACGCAGUUACCAAACUGCCCCAGGCCUGGAAUGCUGUAUACACUGUAGUACAUAUACACCACACUGCUGUAUAUGCUAGAGUGUAUAUACACUAUACAAUGCUGUAUCCGCUACCAUACAACCUCUUCAAGACUAUGCUAAAUAAAUUUUUACAAAAAAACCCCCACCCCUACACCUUGUCUUUGUUUAGAAACCGUUUAUUCACUUUUUUUUUUUUUAUGAGAGGGAGGGUGGGGAUCCCCCUGCCCCCUUCUGUCACCCAGCUCUGCUGAAUCUCUUGGGUUCCCGGGCCCAUCUGUCUGCACAGAGGGUAGCCCUGCUACGAGGAACAGGUUAUUCCUAGAAAAGAGAUUUCUGGGAGAUCGGCUAAGCAGGGUGGACAUUAAAGAUAACGUGUUUCCCUUCUCUCCAUCCAUGUAACCGGACUGGCUGAGGAGCACUGUAAGGGCAAGCGAGAAGAACGCACCAAGGAAAUCACAAGUGCUCGUGCAUUCAGACAGGGCAGGAUGAGCAUGUGGCACGAAGCGCUGCUGGCUCCCCCCCCACCCCAGCGGGCUGUCCUCAGAGGGCUGGGCUCAUGGCCCUUCUACUUACUUACACACAGGGCUGGGAUCUUACUUUUAUCUCCUGUCUGCAGAACAAUGCUGUUACUCCUCUCUCUCCCCCUCCAAAUGAUCCAAUGACAAGCAACAGAGGAAAGUUACCCUUGCUGAAGUAACUAAAAUAUAAAAGAAAGUCAUAGUAAUAUUUGGCAUUUUUAAUUUAGGUUUGUUUUAUUUAAGUUUAAUGUUAAUUCCAUGCUGUGUUUCAGUAAGAACAAUACAGAUUCUGUAUCUGUGGCUCCAGUCAGAUAUCCAGUAGUACAAAUUAGCUUCAAGUUACACAUACUGAACAAAAGAGGUUGAGCGAGCGAAGGGAGAUGGGGAAAGGGGAGGGAGAAAGAAAAAAUAUUGAACACGCAUGCAGGCUUAUCAAUGCCACCUUCAAUGCUAACCUGCUUUGAGGAAAAGUAAAGAAUAGGCAAGAAUGAGCAGCCACGGAUUGUUGAACUGUUACCAGCACCAUGAUUUUCAGCAACAUUUCAGCAGUUUGGAAACUUUUUGUUUUUAUACAGUAAAACCACUACAAUAGAUGUCCCAAUGCAACCUGUAACUUCAAGCUAAACACCCAAUUAAGUUUAAACAUUGGUAUAAAAUUCAGUUUAAACAGUUAUAAAAAAAAAAAAGAAAAA